Messenger RNA from Ctenopharyngodon idella (grass carp), 1919 nucleotides. It is a transcript of the gene hrh2b, whose product is annotated as histamine receptor H2b. Gene Ontology annotation, cellular component: membrane; dendrite. Lineage: Eukaryota; Metazoa; Chordata; Actinopteri; Cypriniformes; Xenocyprididae. Gene Ontology annotation, biological process: G protein-coupled receptor signaling pathway, coupled to cyclic nucleotide second messenger; chemical synaptic transmission. Bases 249 to 1211 code for a protein of 320 amino acids. The transcript is spliced from 3 exons. Gene Ontology annotation, molecular function: neurotransmitter receptor activity; G protein-coupled serotonin receptor activity. The record is from RefSeq and is a predicted model, not a curated record.
UUAUCUCGUUGUUACAGUGCUGUGAACACCAGUUCAUGCAGGAACCUGGAGCUUCCACUUCGCAACCAUGAUCCACCUGCAGAACGAAUGAACCUGGGCUGAUAUCUGAGCAGUAGCAGUGUUAUAGCACCCAAUGUAAAUGUUUGAGAAAAACAGAUGACACGUGGAGUCCUGACUAAACUAGUUUGGAUAUCACUUUGACAUAGGAGGACAAAAUUCUCCAAUCUUUCCUGCUUAAGCAGCUAACAAUGACGUUCACUUCCCUGCGUUGGGUGGUAUUGGUGGCCUUCAUCGCUCUGACCAUUUGUGGAAACGUGCUGGUUUGUCUGGCUGUGGCCACCAGUCGGCGUCUUCACCAAAUUAGUAGCUGUUUUAUACUAUCACUGGCUGUGACAGACUUGCUGCUGGGUUUGCUGGUACUGCCCCUCUCUGCCAUGCUGGAAUUACGCAAUGGGAGAUGGCCUCUCGGAGGUGUUUUUUGCAACAUCUACAUCUCUCUGGAUGUAAUGCUCUGCAGUGCUUCAAUCCUCACUCUACUAGCCAUUAGUGUUGAUCGUUAUCUUGCAAUUUCCAACCCACUCUGCUAUCCCAGGAGGGUCACACCUAGGCGGGUUGCGAUCACUCUGACCGCAAUCUGGACAUGCUCUCUGGCUGUGUCCUUUGUGUCUAUUAACCUAGGCUGGAACACACCUGAUUUCAGAGUGCAAAACCUGGACUGGAACAUGUGGGAUGAAGGAGAGGAAGGCAGGACCUGCCGCUAUGAAUGGAAUAAUAAUUAUGUGCUGCUGAAAGCAUUUGGAAUCUUCUACCUCCCUCUGCUGGUCAUGUGUGGAAUGUACCAUCGAAUAUUCUGUGUUGCACGUGAGCAGGUGCGUCGUAUACGGGCAACCACUCCUUCGUCUGCUCAGGCUGCAAAUGCAGUUGCCACUGCACGGGAACACAAAGCCACAGUGACCCUGGCUGCAGUGCUUGGUGCUUUUGUCAUUUGCUGGUUCCCCUAUUUCACCUACUUCACAUACACGGGGAUGUGGGCAGAGACCCAUCCGAACAAACUGACUCACUCUAUCGUUCUUUGGUUGGGAUACCUCAACUCUGCACUGAACCCCAUUCUCUACCCAGCCUUAAACCGGGAUUUCCGUCGGGCAUGCAUACAGCUGCUCUGCUGUAGACGCAGCAAUCAGGUGGAAUUGCCUUUUGUUCACCCCUUCUAAAAGAAACAGACUAUAGCUAUACAACGAAAAAUGCAGUGGUCUACCAGGACUCAUUUCACACUUUGAGAGAUUAACUGCAGUGAAUGCAUAGCCUACAACAUUGAAGGGCUUUUCACACUUGAAAUAGUUAACCCUGGGUCAGUCUAAAAGUCUUCCGUUUACCCCGGGUAAACGGAAUCCUGGGUUUUCUUGCUUCACGUUUCACACUGAUCAUAAUUUACCCGGGGUUAACAAUUAAUCCUGGGUAUUCAUAAACUGACUUUUCACAUUAUACUUUCCUAAACCCUGGGUUAAUGUUCUUAUUUGCAUAUUUGUGGUGUCAGUGUCAUUGAUUGGAUAAACACAGCCCUCAACCUGUUUAGGCUAUAGGCUAGCUCUAGCAUUGCACAUCCUAGCAUUGGCAACUGUACUAUCGAUACUAAAUGGACAUAUCGGACUAUAAAGGUAAGAAUAAAACGGUCUCUUCUUCACUCAAAUUGUUGUGUUUUCUGUCAGCAUUUUGACAUUUUUCCUCUCAAAUGCUGACUGUUUAUAUAUAAUGCCGUGACUGUCCAAAGCAGGCAAAUAUGAGUAUGCGAUGGUUGCUAAGCGUCUAGCUGUAGCCAGGGUUGGUCAAAAUGUAUUUUAAAAUAAAAUACCAAAUACUCUAAUUUUAAAUGUAUCAAAAUAAACUACAAAAUACAGCAGCCACACCAUGUAUCAAACUAA